CUACGCUGGACUCAUGCGCUCGCUGCCUUCGUGUUCCGAUGGUUGGAUCCAGCAAUGGAAGCUGCCUUCUAUGGCCGAGCUCUUUAAUAGUCCUCGCGCCUUCGCGUCGUUGGAAAUGUUUCCUGUCCAUCUCGUCCCAUACCUAGUACUCGCAUAAUAUCCUCUGUACCGCAUUUUGACCUGCGCCUGGUCGCGACUCAUUUGCUAUCCCCUCUUCGUAUAGAUAAACAUCCCAUCACUCGUUGUGACUACCCUUCCUCCUCAGUCAGAACCACGUCAUUACCACGGUCGCUUAUCCCCCGCAACGCUUUGAGCGAGCCUCGUUUCGGUUGAACGUACUGAGAGGGUGAGAGUGGCCUGUAUAACAAGAAAGAGUGUGGUUCAAACCAGUACAAGCGCACGGAUGGUGGUCUCGAGGUAUGCAGUCGCAGCAGUGCUGCUUGAACUGGCGGCACAGACGGUGGCUCAUGGCGACGAUGAGCAAUGUCAUGGGAACAUGUGUGACAUGAAGAAGCCAGACUCUCAUGAAGGUGCUGGUGCAUCCAACAACCAGGCUACGCCGAGUUAUGCUUCUUUGGGUAUGCAUGGAAAGAUGAUGCUGGCACACAUCGCCCUUAUGGUUCUCGCAUGGUUUUUCAUUCUGCCAAUAGGCGUCAUGUUCAGCGUUGCACGGUCCAGAUAUGCUUUUCCCUCUCAAUUCCUUUUCCUCGUCGUCAAUGGCUUGGGGGUGUUGUGUGGGACGAUGUACAAUAUCAACACUCCGGACCUGUAUGAGAAUAAUGCUCACCACAAGAUUGGUUGGAUCGCAACGUGGAUUGUGACAGCUCAGGUGAUUAUGAGCCUUCUUUUCCACUACUCGGGCCGGGGCAAACAGACCGAGAUUUUCACCUCUGAACGACAAGCAUUCUUGCCCAUUUCGACGGCGAACAUGGCUCAGCACAACGGGAGCCCGUAUACGGAUGUUCGGUGGUCAGGGGACAGCGGACAGGGUUCGGAAGCGUCCACCGCCCUCAACAGCCGAGAUGCUUCUCCCACCAAGCUUCUGCGCCGAGGCACUGACGACAGUUUCGAAAAGCCAGAACCGGAGCCACAGGAUGAAGAUGACGAGGGAGAUGACGUCCCAGUGGCAUCGCGGCAUCGGGCUCGAAAGGCGUGGUUGCGCAUCAACUUCAUCGACAGAUAUCUCUCGUCUCGUGUGCCCAAUUUGCUUUCGGCUAAAAUUCUGGGGGUGGUCGAAAUUGUGUACGAAGUCAUCGACCGAACCAUUUUAAUCCUGGGCUUCAUCGCCCUGACGACUGGAGGGGUAACCUAUGCUGGCAUCUUUAGAGGAAGCAACAUCUUCAACGGUCUCGCACACUUCAUCAAAGGAGGAAUCUUCUUUUGGUACGGACUACUGACGCUGGGACGGUGGAUGGGGUGCUUUGCCGAUUUUGGCUGGGCGUGGAACAUCAAACCGGCCCGCAGCGAGGUGGGCCAAUGGAAAGCCCGUCUCCCAUCGGCUGAAUUCGUCGAGUCCUUUGUCAUCUGGCUCUACGGCUGUACCAACGUCUUCCUCGAACAUCUUGCUGCAUGGGGUGGUGAAUGGACUGCGCAGGAUCUGGAGCAUGUCUCGAUCUCCAUCAUGUUCUUUGGUGGAGGCCUAAUGGGAAUGCUCGUCGAAUCGAAGCGUGUUCGAAGAUGCCUCAAUACCGUCGUGGACAGUAUGCCAGCUCGAACGGAAGUGUCUCCGGACGAAGCGCUUGAACUGCGCACCCCGCCCAAACAGUAUGGGACCUCUCUGAAUCCCAUCCCGGCCUUGAUCAUCCUCCUCCUUGGGAUCAUGAUGUCCUCUCAUCACCAGAGCUCAAUGACCUCCACCACGGUUCACAAACAAUGGGGUAACCUUCUCGGUGGUUUCUCUGUUGCCCGCCUGGUCACCUACGUGAUCAUGUACAUCUCACCACCCACAUCCGUCUACCCCUCCCGCCCUCCAACCGAGUUGAUCUCGUCCUUCUGUCUCAUCUCUGGUGGUCUGGUAUUCAUGUCCAGCACUAAAGACAUUGUCGCCGCUGUCGAGGGCGCCGAUCUCAUGGCCAUGUUUGUCUUUACCGUUGUUAUGGGCUUCACGGCCUUUAUCAUGUCCUACGAAAUCUUUGUGCUGUGUCUCAAAGGUUGGGCCGCUCGCAAGGAGCUCAAGGCAGCUCAGAGUUCAGUUCGAUACUGAGCCCCUAACAGAAAAUAACAGAAAAUCUUCGCGAUGGUUGAAUCAUCGCAUUGGAGACGGGAGCAAAAGAGGAGGUAAUCACACACUAUACCCAGGGUUUUAUGUUUCUCACGAUCAUUUCUAUUUUACGGCCGGGGAGGCGGAUCCGCCGUCUUGCCGCCUACGAGCACUUUCGUUGUUGACGACAUUGACGAAUUCCUUCCCCCCGACCUGGUUUAUACAUAACUCGUAUGAGAUGGGGGCACGGGUUUCUUGGUUUUCUUGCACGAUACCCCAGGCGCGAUUUUAUGCGUCUAUGCACUCUCUGGUCAUUGAUACCCCCAAAACCUACAGUACGGCAUUGCUUAGGUAUAGAUAGCUGCUCAUGCUUCUUCGACUACCAAGAGGAAGUUGAUUAUUAAUUCAGAUUCAAAUGAUAUUAUAACCCAAAAUA
Exophiala oligosperma is the source of this 2636-nucleotide messenger RNA. RefSeq lists its product as uncharacterized. The transcript has 4 exons. Bases 404 to 2203 code for a protein of 599 amino acids. The record is from RefSeq and is a predicted model, not a curated record. Lineage: Eukaryota; Fungi; Ascomycota; Eurotiomycetes; Chaetothyriales; Herpotrichiellaceae.